Molecule: messenger RNA, 985 nt
Organism: Arachis ipaensis
Lineage: Eukaryota; Viridiplantae; Streptophyta; Magnoliopsida; Fabales; Fabaceae
Source: RefSeq, a predicted model, not a curated record
GGCACCAAUCAUCACUGAUCAAUAACCAUCAGAGAAUCAACAAGAAGCCAACAACAUAUCAGUAACAAUAUCAUCAUCAUUUCAGAAAAUCAUUCUAGAAUCAUAAAUCAACCAUCAACAAGAUUAUUCCAGUUUCAUAAAAUAAGUAAGAGACUAUGUACUCAUUCACAAUUUUAGACAUAAUAAAAAUUUUGAUGCCAAAUGUAAUUAUAUUUGUCCUGCAUCUGUCUGCUUUCGAGUGAAGUGAUUUGCAAAUAUGAAGACUGGGUCCUGCAUCAACACUCAGAGUGCUUACUGCUUACCGACGGCGAGGAGGAAGGGGAGUGACGGCGAUGACAGAGGAGACGGCCACACCGGCGAACAGAGAGAGAGAGCGCUUGAACAGAGGAGACGGCGCGACGGCCACAGAGCUUCCACACGAUGGCGAGGGAGCUUCCUACGACGGCGACACAGCUUCCUAGGACGGCGACGGAGCUUCCACGGUGCGACACCGACGAACAAAAGAGAGGAGAUGCGGUGGCCGUGGGUUCCGCGGGGCUGUGGAGCUGCGGAGGUUGCGGUGGGUGCAGCGGCUGCGUGCUACGGGGCUGGGGGAGAUGCAGUGGCUGUGGGUUCCGCUAGGGUUAUUUUCUGUUCUUCCAAUUGAGUUUUUGAGAGAGGAGAGGAGUCGAUUUAGGGCUUUGUUUCAUUUAGGCAAUUAGGCUUUUUUUUUUUUAGAGCCAAAAAACCGUAAAAAAACUGGACGAUUCUCCCGGUUCAUCGGUUUACUGUCGGUUCGACUGGUUUUUUCCCAAUUUUUUACCAGGCAAUUUCUGACUUUAUCCGAACCGGCUAGAUGAUCGGUUCCCGAUUUUUUCGAUUGAACUGGCCGAUCCGGUUCGGUUUUCAGAACCAUGGGGACACAAAAAAUAGCCAAUUCUUUCUAGCAAGCAAAGUAGCAAAACUGCAUUCCCAUCUUUUAAGGAGAAUCGCACUUGGAGACAUA